AGACCGGACUCAUAUGAUAGAGCAAGCGAACAAUGGCAGCUCUAUUGUCCCAAAAGGAGCAGGAAUGCUCGACCAGCACACAGCAUUACAGCACAGAUGGUGGGAGACGUGGUAAUAAUAAAUAUCCAGUGACUGAAGAGUCCAUUUCAAAGCGUGUAGCCCUGCUGAUCACUAACAAAACUUUCGAUGGGUAUUCAACCAGACAUGGAGCUGAGAAAGAUGAAUAUGAAAUGCACUGCAUGCUUGCAGAUCUGGGUUACGAUGUGGUGAAAUAUAGGAACUUGACUGUAAAGGAGAUUGAAGAAGCUCUACAAAAGUUCUCAAAACAUCCACAUCUUGUCCACACGGAUAGUGUGUUUGUAGUUAUCAUGUCUCACGGAUCUCUGCAAGGUGUCUGUGGCACUGACUGCAAACCUUUCGAAAUUGAAAACAUUUACAAGAGCCUAAACACACAGAAUUGUCCUGCACUACAUAACAAGCCCAAGGUGAUCAUCAUCCAGGCUUGUAGAGGAGGUCAGGCGGGUUCGGUGGUUUUACAUGAUGAAGUUUUAACCACUAUUGGAAGAAACAUCGAGACAGAUGCUGUGGUACACAAAGAAAAGGACUUCAUCUCUCUUCUGUCCUGCACCCCUAAUACGACUUCAUACAGAGACGAGUCAUACGGCUCUUAUUUUAUCCAAUAUAUUGUUGAGAUAUUCAAAGAGUUUGCUGAUGUGGAUCACAUUGAGGAACUGUUCAGAAAAGUCAUGCAGCGCUUCGAGGAAUCUGAGUUUGGUGAAAUUCAGAUGCCAAGCAAAGACAGAUGUACUCUGACAAAGAACUUCUACCUGCUUCCCUACUAA
Maylandia zebra (zebra mbuna) is the source of this 842-nucleotide messenger RNA. NCBI's taxonomy places the organism in Eukaryota, Metazoa, Chordata, Actinopteri, Cichliformes, Cichlidae. The record is from RefSeq and is a predicted model, not a curated record.